Molecule: messenger RNA, 2793 nt
Organism: Hippocampus comes (tiger tail seahorse)
Lineage: Eukaryota; Metazoa; Chordata; Actinopteri; Syngnathiformes; Syngnathidae
Gene: insyn1
Product: inhibitory synaptic factor 1
Exons: 3
Coding region: 1843-2793 (316 amino acids)
Biological process (GO): inhibitory postsynaptic potential
Cellular component (GO): postsynaptic density
Source: RefSeq, a predicted model, not a curated record
GUGGAAGCGAAGAGCCGAGUGGUGCUGGCAGGAGUCUGAGCCACACGAUAAACUCUGGCAUCAGCUUGCCUCGUUCCGGCAGUCAGGGAGGACACGGCGAGCGUGCUGGGGGCAGAGAGACGGGAGAAAGAGCAAGCGUGUCAGAAGGCGGGGGAGAGAGUGAGUGAAAGAGAGAGAGAGGAAGAGAGAGAGCAAGAGAGAGAGAGAGAAAGAGAGAGAGAGGAGGAGGGUCGGGGAGGCUCGGUGGUCAGUGCGAUGAGACAAACGAAUAGACGAGUGAGGAGAAGCUGUCAUCUGCGCCCAGCUUCCCUUUUUUCGCAGCUUUGCCCGUCUGUCGGCUGCCUCGCGACGGCAGGCGAACGCCAGCGGGGGAUGACUGGUGGCUCGUUUUCAGCCGCGCGGUUAUUGGAGUGACGCUCGCGGCGGCGCUGACAGGAUCGGAGGCGGCGGCGUCUUCUCCAGCCACUUCGGGCUCAUCCGACAGACUGCCGAUUGCUCUUUCUCGCCUCCUCCUGCCCGUCCUCCUCACAGCUUCAUCUUCCUCUUCCUGAUGAGCCCGCGAGUGAAAGACCCCUGCAGAUAGAGGCUUCUCUCUGUCAAGACAGUGCCAUGUGCGGUUGUCCGGUGCACCCCGUGCCAGCGGCGUUGCCCCGGAUCUGGAGGGAAACGCAUCACAUCUCUCAUUCGCGGGGGCUCCACCGGGAAUCUUUGCUUGGAUUUAUCUCAUCCUGUUGGAUGGCUCUCUGAAAGAAGAGUCCGCAUAGGAAACCACAUACAGCACGGAUAAGAAGUAAAAUAAUUAUCCAAUCAUGGCAAGUAGAGGCAGACCUGGUUCCCUUAGCAACAACUGAGGGAGAUAGAGGAGAGUCACUUUCUCUUUUGUGUGUGUGUGGGGGUGGAGGGGGGGGGGGUCACACCCCUCUGGACUGUUGUGGGCAUCGAGUGACACCCAAAUUCUGGGAGUAGUCGCUCAUUUGACUCAGAGUCCCCUGUAACUGUCUCUCAUCCGCAGUGAUAUUUUUUUAACUAGUUCAAUCAACGAGCAAUUUCGUAGGCUUAGGAAUUAAUUCAUCCAGAUCCUACGCCACCUGGAAUAAAUCCUUCUAUUGGGAAGGGAGAUUGGAUUGUCCAGGAAAAGACCCGCAUCGGUCCAUCUAUCCUCUCCCUGACAACAACUGAAAGAUGUCAUUAAGUUGUCAUUUGCAAAGAAACGGGGAUGUGAAGUUUAUUUUGACAUGACCUCUGACGUCAAACGGAAUAUCCAAGUUUUUUUCCAUAACCAUCAGCAAGUCUACAUAUUUAAUCCAAAAAAGUUGUAUUCGUCUUUCUCUAGGAAAGUGGGUAUGUGGACUGUUACAGCAUGGUCCAACGUUGCUAUGUUUUUCAAGUGCAAAAGGGAAAAGUUCUUUCCCAAGUAUAGAACUGUGUUUUAAAUAGCAUCUCCUCCAGAACCAUUUGAGUUGUACACACUGACACAUGAGAUGAGUUGGCUCAGUGUGAUUAUGUAAGAUUUUUUUUAUUACAGCUUCGGCACGUUUUUUUUUUUUGCCUCUUCUAUUUUCCAUGGAUUUAUCGUGUUUGACUUCUCCUGCACUCACUUUCUCCCCGGUUUUGGACGGACGCCAUUGCUGCCAGAGAGUGACCCUGUGCCGGGUGUGCGGAGCGAGGAAAGGUGUUUUGGUCGUCCAGGUGCUUUUAAGAUGUUGAGGUCUCCCUGCGUGGCCGGGCCCCCUGUUCGGAUCAGUAGCACUGAGGCUCCUCGUAGCCAAAGACAUGGACCCCGACUCGGCUCCCCCACGCCCUCAGCCUGUUGGCCACUGGCCCCACGUCACCUUGUGAAGGAUGUCCCUCAGCAGAGCUCCGGCCCGGGACACCUCUGAGACCCCCAGCCCGAGAGAACGCAUCCGCAGCCACAUGAAGAUGGUGAUUGACCAGCUGGAAGGAAUUCUCAGAGAGCUCAAAGAUGUGGCCAAGGAACUUCGGGAGGUGGUGGGCCAGAUCGAUAAACUGACGUCAGACUUUGACUUUGACCUGGAUCCAGAUGACUGGACGGUGGCAACGGCGAGCAGCACGUCCAGCAGCGAGCGCGGCCUCGGGGAAGCCUUCCGCCUCGACUUCCUCAACGCCGACGUGCUGUCCGACAGCUGGGAGUUUUGCGGCUACCUGGAGUCGGCCAGUGGGGCUUGUGCGCGAACGCCCAGCGAGCUCCCGAUGGGGUAUUAUCCCCGAGCGCCCACGGGCCGCGGGACCAUACCCACACAGACGCCCAACCUGCCUGCGGCCGCCAUGGCUUCAGUUUACUCGCAAAUGAACGGCGGGCUGCCCAUCCCCAACGGACCACGCAUCAUCACUCCAGAUUCAUCCAGCGAGGAGGCCAGCAGCUCCACACACAGCCACAAGACGAGGGAGCGGGUCAGAUUCAGUGACAAGAUCCUCUACCAUGCACUGUGCUGCGACGACGAUGACGAAGAGGAGCAGGAGGAACUACCGGAUGACAAGAGCGGCCGCGCCACGCCUGACAGCGACAGCGAGCAGAGCCUCCUCGCCGAACCUCUCACACCCAAACGCUCUUCCUCCGAGCACUCGCUCCUCCACAACUGCCUCGACCCCUCUUACGUGCCCCCGUCGGCAAGAAGCAUGACGGGAGCGCACACGUUACCCAGGAAAGGCCUCCUGAACCCCAGCUGCCGUAAAAAACUGCUCCGAAACAGCAGCACGCAAACUGUAUCGGAUAAGAGCACCCAAACUGUACUGCCCUAUAUUCCAAACAAACAGAAAACAAAGGAGCACUGA